ACUUUGCUCUUUGCAAUGAAAACUGUUUACCAAAAAUUAUGCCCGCUGCUGCUGCUGCUGCUGCUGGGCCUGUGCCAGGUCAGAGGCCAAUAUGAGCAUUACCUGGACAGUCUGCGCUCCAACGAGCUCUACGAAUUUGUCGAGGACAGCGGCAGCAUACAAUAUCUGGCCAAGGGCAACAGCGAACAGGCGCUGCUGCAAUUGGAGCAGCCCAUCAAUUUCUAUGGCGAGAAAUACGAACAGAUCUUUAUCAACACGAAUGGCAUAUUGACAUUCAACGUGGAGUUCGCCGAGUACUUGAACCAGCCCUUUCCGCUCGAGUAUCCCUCGAUAGCGGCCUUCUACUCGAACGUGGACACCACCAACAGCGGCGAGGAUAGCUCCAUUUCGCUGUUUGAGACGCGCGAUCCCGACUCCCUGAACCGUGCCCAGCAGCUGGUGCGCUAUGCGUACAGCGAUUGGACGGACUUCGAGGCCAGGCAACUGAUUGUCGCCACCUGGCGCAACGUGGGCUACUUCAACUCCAAGACGGACAGGCUGAACACCUUCCAGGUGGCCCUCAUUGUUGGCGACUCGCAAACAUUCGUGCAGUUCAUCUACCCACAGGGCGGACUCAAUUGGCUGCAGGGCGAGGCCGGCGAGCUGGGAUUGCCCGACAUACGCGCCCAGGCGGGCUUCGUUGCCGAAGAUGGACGCUUUUACAAUCUGAAUGGUUCCGGCUCGGAGAAUGCACGUUUCCUCAGUGAGAGCACCAAUCUGGGCGUGGCCGGCGUUUGGCUUUACCAGGUGGCGCCACUGAAUCCCGGCGAGAAUGUGCUGGCGCCCAACAAUCUGGAGACACGCACCGAGUCCCCGGCACUGGCACAAAGCUGCAACGGCAAUGGACACCAGUGCGACAGCCAUGCCCAGUGCUAUGACAAGUCGGAGGGCUAUUGCUGCGUCUGCGAGCCCGGCUACUAUGGCAACGGACGCUCCUGUCUGGCCAAUGAUCUGCCCAUGCGCGUGACCGGCACACUGGCCGGCCAGUUAAAUGGCCAGGCCGUGGACGAGGAGGCUAAGCUGCAGUCCUAUGUGGUGACCACAGAUGCGCGCACCUACACGACCAUCAAUCCGGUGAGCGCCGAGCAGGCGGCACAGCUGCGUCUGGUCCUGCCGCUGCUGACCACCGUCGGCUGGCUGUUCGCCAAGUCGAUCAACGGGGCGGCCAAUGGCUACGAGCUAACCGGUGGCAACUACGAGCACAUCUCGCGCAUCCAGUACGAGACGGGCGAGCUGCUGCUAGUUAACCAGACCUUCGAGGGAUUGAACUACUGGGAUCAGCUGUCCGUCAAGAUCGAACUGUCGGGCGCAGUGCCGCGCGUAUCGCCUAGCGCCACGUUGCAUCUGUCGGACUAUACGGAGGAGUAUCGCUUUGUGCGACCCGGCGAGCUGCAGUCUCUGCAGUCCCACCAGCUGGAGCUGGUCGAGGAGCAGCGCGUAAUUGGCUUCCAGGUGGAUCAGCGCAUUGUCUACCAGAGCUGCCUGCGCGACGACGAUGCAGAUCCCACGGACCGCAGUGUCCUGCAGAAGGUCUCCAAGAUCGCUCUCGAUUUCUUUGAGCGGGAUCAGGCGCUGCGCACCAGCGCUGUCAGCAAGAUCGGUGUCGAUGCCGAGUCCAAUGCCUGCACCGACGGCAGCGUCCAGUGCGGCGACAAUGCCGUCUGUGUGCCCUACGAGGAUACCUAUCGCUGCGACUGCCGACAUGGCUAUGCCGCCCAGCUGGACGAGCGCGGCGCCGAGCUCUGCAUCGACUUGGACGAGUGCGCCCUGGGCACCCAUGUCUGCGAUGAGAAUGCGCUCUGCUCCAACAACGAUGGCGGCUUCAGCUGUGUCUGCCUCGAGGGCUACGAGGGCAAUGGCUAUCGCUGUCUGCGCAACAAUUCGGCCGACAAUAUCGAGUACUCCACUCCCUCGGAGCCACCAGUUGACAGCUCCCAGGGCUAUCCCACGGAGGAGGAUCAGCAGCAGCAGCAGCCACGACCACAGGAGCCCAACCACGAGCAGUCGGGCGAACAUGUCGACUAUCCACCAAACCAGGGCAACGGACAGCAUUUGGAUGAGUGCUAUAGCUGCUCGCCGGACGCGGACUGUUACGAGGGACGUUGCGGCUGUCGCGAGGGCUUCACCGGAGAUGGUUAUAGCUGUGUGAAUAUCUGUGGCCACGAUGAGGUGUUUGAGCAUGGACGCUGUGUGCCCAUAUUGCUGGACGAGCACGAGGUGGAGCCCCGCUGCAAUAUACUGGGCGACUGCACCUGCCCCGAGGGCUAUGAGCUGAGCGAGGAGAGUCGCACUUGCCGCUAUGCGGGCGGCUACGAUGUGGAUAAUAGCGAGGAUCUGUUGCCCUGCGAUGUGGACUCCAAUUGCCAUAUAAAUGCCCGCUGCUCCUGGUGGGAGCAUCAGCUGCGUCACAUUUGCACCUGCAACGAGGGCUACAGCGGCGACGGCUACAACUGCGAUCCUAUCGAGGAGUCCUGUGCAAUUGUAAGGCACAUCAUGUCUCUGCCAAGAGUAUAUACAAUUUAAACUGUGCUUCGUUUCCAGAAACCAGACAUCUGCGACACGCAUGCCACCUGCAGCUACAGCGAUCAGCUGGGCAAAUCCGAAUGCGUCUGCGAGCGCGGCUACACGGGCGAUGGACAUCGCUGCCAACUGGCGCCCGAGUGCGACGGCGCCGAGCAGUGCGGCGAGAACGCCCACUGUGAUGGCGGCGUCUGUCAGUGCAACGACGCCUACGAGCGGGACGUGAGCGACCGUUGUGUGCCCACCGGGCGCUGCGGCAGCGUCUAUUGCGGCUCCAAUGCCAUCUGCAAGUGGGAUGAGGCGCUGGGCGUGCAGUUCUGUGAUUGCAUCGAUGGCUAUCAGGGCGACGCGUUGGCCGGCUGUCUCAGCAUACCCAUACCCUGUAAUCUGCGCAACAAUUGCGGCAUUCACGCUACCUGUGAGCCCACCGAGGAUCCUGCGAACUAUACGUGCCAGUGCAUCGCUGGCUAUCGCGGCGAUGGCUACGUCUGCAUCGAGGAGCAGAACUGCCUCAACAAUCCCACCCUCUGCGAUAUGAAUGCCAAAUGCCACUCGACCAACUCGGGUCUGGUCUGCGUCUGCAAUCCAGGUUUCUAUGGCAAUGGUUCCGUUUGCUUUGAGCGUCAACAACACGACUCGAACUUCCUGAUUGUCAGCCAGGGCGUGGUCAUAGUGCGUGUGCCGCUGAAUGGACGCGAUGUGCAGCCCAUUAAAGUGGCUUCGAUGGCCAUUGGCCUGGACAAGGACUGCGUGGAGGGACGCGUCUACUGGGGCGACAUUUCCGCCAAGAAGAUCAUCAGCGCCAAAUACGACGGCACAGAUGAGCGCAUCUUUAUAAGCACAGACAUUGAAUCACCCGAGGGCAUUGCCAUUGAUGUUAUCUCGCGCCGGCUCUACUGGACGGACUCGGUGAAGGACACCAUUGAGGUGGCCAGUCUGGAUGAUCCCACGCUACGCGCUGUCAUCAUAAACAAGCAGCUGGUGAAUCCACGUGGCAUUGCCGUGGAUCCCUACAGAGAGAAACUUUAUUGGUCCGACUGGGAUCGCUCGAACCCAAAGAUAGAGUACUCCGAUCUGGAUGGCACUGGCCGGGAGCUGUUGCUGGGCGCCGAUGCCGUCAAGCUGCCCAACUCGCUGGUGGUGCUCGAGCACAGCGGUGAGCUCUGCUAUGCGGACGCGGGCACCAAGAAGGUGGAGUGCAUCAGUGCACAGAGCCGCCAGAUACGCACCAUAUCCCAGGAACUCUCCUAUCCCUUCGGGCUGACCUUUACGCAGGAUCAAUUUUACUGGACCGACUGGACAACCAAGAAACUGGAGAGCGUGGACAGCGCGGGCGUACGCCAGAAGCCCAUACAGACGCCCUUCUUUGGCAGCCAUAAGAUGUACGGCAUGACCGCCGUCGAGCAGAACUGCCCGCAGUACCAGAGUCAGUGCCAGAUCAAUAAUGGCGGCUGCACCGAUGCACGCCUCUGCCUGGUCAACCGGAAGGCACCCUCCGGCAAGAGCUGCAAGUGCACCAGCGCCUCCGCUAGCUGCACCGUGGCCACGCCCUACGCCUUUGCAACGCCACGCAAAUGAAGCCCAAGUCUGGGACUAAAAUUAAAUUAAUUGAAAAUCAAACAAAAAAAAAAAAACUAUAAAAUUAAAGGAAAUACUAUUUUUGUAUACGCAUAACAAAGAAAUAUAACUAAGAACAGGAAUCCAGAACCAAAGCAAAAAGAAACAUAAUAAUUCAUAAUACAAAUCCAACUAAUGUGUGCCAUCUUUUGUAAAGCUA
Molecule: messenger RNA, 4336 nt
Organism: Drosophila novamexicana
Lineage: Eukaryota; Metazoa; Arthropoda; Insecta; Diptera; Drosophilidae
Product: nidogen-2
Biological process (GO): cell-matrix adhesion
Molecular function (GO): calcium ion binding
Source: RefSeq, a predicted model, not a curated record